Messenger RNA from Daphnia pulex (common water flea), 2308 nucleotides. It is a transcript of the gene P32, whose product is annotated as complement component 1 Q subcomponent-binding protein, mitochondrial-like. The record is from RefSeq and is a predicted model, not a curated record. The coding region runs from base 1443 to 2249 and encodes 268 amino acids. Lineage: Eukaryota; Metazoa; Arthropoda; Branchiopoda; Diplostraca; Daphniidae. The transcript has 5 exons. Gene Ontology annotation, cellular component: mitochondrial matrix. Gene Ontology annotation, biological process: cytosolic ribosome assembly.
AAAGGGGUAACUUUAUCCGUAGACGCAACAACCAAAUUUGCCUCGACGUGUUGUUGUUGAGCGGAUGGUCCGGAAAUUAUCAGAUGACCGUUGGAUACUGUUGGUGAAAUGCUUGAUACAGGCGGUAGAGUAUUCGACAUAUCUUUAACUUCGGUUGUGAUGGAGUCAUUUCCUGAUGUGUUGAACUGUUUACUAAUUUCACUUAUUCGCGUAAACGACGUGUCGAAAUGAUCCUCAGCAGAGGGUAGUUGCAUAUCGAUUGAUUCAAUUUGAUUUGCAUUUGGUUCAGGCAGCACCUGAUUUUUAAACAUUGUUAUUAUUUGGUGAAGUUCUAGGUAACAAAAAAUUGUCUAUACCUUGUUUUUUUUAUUAUUCUUUCUUAAUAAAAGAGCUGCUUCUCUCUCUGCUAUUUUAAUUUUUGCUUCUCUUUUUGCCUUUUUUAUGGCAAGUCUCUUUUUCUUCCAUUUCUUUUCUCGAAUUUUUACCUCGAUGUCUUUGGCUUUUUUCUCUGCUUUCGUGGCUUUUUCAAUAGCCUUCUCUUUUUUCUUUUUAAGUAUUGGUAGACGACGACUACGCCUCUGACUCAAUAAUCUUUUUUUUUUAACUAUACAUGAAUUUACAACAUUGUAGUCAAAGCAAAGGUUGAAAAAGGUGAUAAUGACUUAGACACUAUCGUACCUGAAACAGUUGUCUUCCAUUGGUAAGCAGUUGGUGGCACUGUUGACUGACAGUAACUGUGCUCUUCUGUGGGGGGUGGAACAGGUAUGAUUUUUGGAAUCGGAAUGUUUAAACUUGGCACCCAAUCCACACCUACAUCAGGUUUACCUAUAUAGAUAUUGAAAUAUGAUCAAAUUAUUUUCACACAUAUUCUAUCUAACAUACCUGAUACAAAAUGUUUUGAGCAAACUAAAAUUGGUUCUCUUUCCGUAUCAGCUUCAGUAAGACCCAAUGCUUUCAACCACAAAGAACGUCUCUUUUGGAUUAAUUGUUUUGUCAAUUCACACAUAGGCCCAGCUUUUACCUUUGGGAUACUUGGCAUACUAAAGUAUUUUUCAUUUCCGUUACCCGAUGUAACAGAUGUGCAAUAUGGACUCAGAAAACAUCUGUUACGAGGUCCCAUCUUAAAGACGAUUGAAUAUUAACUAAAUAUUCCUUUUAUUGUUUUCACAGUUUCGGAGGGAGUUUGAGUUCAGUUUAAGUUGUAAACAAAAACCCACAACAAUUAAUCGAUAGUGGAAAAAACUCGAUAAUCGAUAUAUUUCCUCGUGGCUUCUGCUUUUGCCAGAAGAUUCUUGUCUUAACUUGCAGUCUUGCUCUUGCACCACAGUCCCUUGCAGAAUUAUUAUUUAAUUCGCUGAUAAAGUUCAUCUUCGUUCGCUCUAUUCAUUCUUUAAAAUCUCAAUUUGUAAGACUCUGUUAAAGUUCAAAAUCUCAUUCCCAUAAUGUCAUUUUCGGUGAUAAAUGUCGUUCGAAACGUUUCACGCCAUGCGUUACCGGCGUCCAUGAGGUCUAUCCUGUCGAAACCCAUUACCAGGUCUUUGUGGUACAUGUCUAAUCCCACAAAUCAAUUUGUCCCAACAAAACUUUCUCCAGCAUUCAAACAUACUCCCCUGAGCCCUUCCUGCCCAUGUGGAGAAUGCAGAGGAGUUCAUACAAGAGGGGACAAAGAGCUGAUUGAGUUCCUCUCAGAGGAAAUUGCUGCUGAGAAGAAGGGAAUGAGCAAAGCCAGGCCUGUCGCUAACUUGGAUGGAUUUGAUGUUAAACACAAUGGUUCAGAGAUAGUAUUGUCUAAGAAAUUUAAUGAUGAACAAAUUGAGAUAACAGUUAACGUCAACCAUUCUGUUGAUGCUGACAUCAGUGAGGAAGUUGACAACAAAGCUGACAAUCCUCCCCAGGCUGAAAUGAAAUCAAAACCACACUUUGAAGUCAAACUAAUGAAGGGAAAUCAAGUAACCAGAUUUGCCUGCAGUUACAUUCAAGAUGCAGGAGAGCCUGUUGAAGAUGCCCCAAAUGACAUUUUCACUAUUGAUGAACUUGCAGUAUAUGAGGACAAACAUAAUGAUCAGACUUAUGCUGUCGCUGGAGACAUUCUUGAUGGGUACAUGUACGACCUUCUGAUGAAUCUGCUCGAAGAACGAGGAGUAUCCAACGAAUUUGCUGAAAAGCUGAGCGAUCUAGCUACCAAGCGGGAACACCAUCUAUUUAUUAAUUUGUUAGAGAGCCUUCAGUCUUUUGUCCAAGGCAAAUGAAAGGUUUAGAAUAGUUUUGAGAUGAAAAAUAAAAAGCUAUGUAGUCAUUUUGUUUAAAA